GUCUCUGACGAUGGAAGAAGGGGUCCACCAUCGAGAAGCCUGAACGGUGAUACCAGGACAGUUCUUUGACACUGGCAGUUACUGGCCUGAGAUACAGGAGACGACAAACAUGCUGAAGCCAAGUGGACUUAAAAUCCCUGGCAGGGCAGGGAAGCACUCCAGCCCAGUGGGACGGGCAUCAGGGACAGCUGCAGCUGCAGUCACCACUGGUUCAAAAGAAGGCUCACCUUUACACAAGCAGGGUACCACCUCCACCGCCAGCGCUGAGAAGUCGGGGUCAAAGGUUGCCGAGGUGGGCGAUGAUUUCCUGGGAGACUUUGUGGUGGGCGAACGUGUCUGGGUAAAUGGAGUGAAGCCAGGUGUGAUCCAGUAUCUUGGGGAGACGCAGUUUGCUCCAGGCCAGUGGGCAGGGGUCGUUCUGGAUGACCCGGUGGGUAAGAAUGACGGCUCUGUUGGUGGAGUACGUUACUUUGAAUGCCAGCCGCUGCAGGGGAUUUUUACGCGACCUUCCAAGCUGACGCGGCAACCGGUGGCCGAAGGCUCAGGGAGCGACGCCCACUCCGUGGACUCCCUCACGGCUCAGAACUUGUCACUGCACUCAGGGACGGCCACGCCACCUCUCUCCACUCGCGUCAUCCCCCUGCGGGAGAGCGUCUUGAACAGCGCCAUGAAGACUGGCAACGAGUCUGGAUCUAACCUGUCGGACAGUGGGUCUGUGAAAAAAGGGGAGAAGGACUUACGACUUGGAGAUCGCGUGCUGGUUGGCGGGACAAAGACAGGUGUCGUGCGCUACGUGGGAGAGACGGAUUUUGCCAAAGGAGAAUGGUGUGGUGUGGAACUGGAUGAGCCCCUGGGGAAGAACGAUGGGGCGGUCGCUGGAACAAGGUAUUUCCAGUGCCCACCCAAGUUUGGCCUCUUUGCUCCCAUCCACAAGGUGAUCCGGAUUGGGUUCCCGUCAACCAGCCCUGCCAAGGCAAAGAAGAGCAAACGAAUGGCCAUGGGAGUGUCUGCCUUAACCCACAGCCCCAGCAGCUCCUCCAUUAGCUCUGUCAGCUCGGUGGCAUCAUCUGUUGGGGGCAGGCCCAGCCGCAGCGGGCUGCUGACAGAGACCUCUUCUCGUUAUGCCCGGAAAAUCUCUGGCACCACAGCUCUCCAGGAGGCACUGAAGGAGAAGCAGCAGCACAUCGAACAGCUGCUGGCAGAGCGUGACCUGGAGCGGGCUGAGGUUGCAAAAGCCACCAGCCACAUCUGUGAGGUAGAAAAAGAGAUUGCCAUCAUGAAGGCCCAACAUGAGCAGUACGUCACAGAGGCAGAGGGAAACCUCCAGCGUGCCCGUGCCUUGGUGGAUGGGAUGCAAAAGGAGAAAAUAGAGCUGUUGAACCAACUGGAAGAGGAGAAGAGGAAAGUGGAGGACUUGCAGUUCCGUGUCGAGGAAGAAUCCAUUACGAAGGGGGAUCUGGAGACUCAGACGCAGUUGGAGCAUGCCCGAAUACGGGAGCUCGAGCAGAGCCUGCUGUUUGAGAAGGCACAGGCUGAGAAACUCCUCAAAGAAUUAGAGGACACCAGGUUAACCACAGUAGCAGAGAAAUCCAGAAUCCUGCAGCUGGAGGAGGAACUGAGCCUCAGGCGCAGUGAGGUGGAUGAGCUCCGGCAGUGCCUGAGAAGCUCUCACCAAGCAGAGACCCCCGAGCAUAACCUUGGCUUGCAGUCAGAGGCCCUUCGUCUACGAGAUCAACUGCUGUCUGCCAACAAGGAGCAUCAGAAGGAGAGCAGCCAGCUGAAGGAGAAGUACGAGAAGACAUUGAAGAAGUACCAGCAGGAGAUGGAGAAGCUGAAAGCCACCAAUGAGAAGUACUCACAGGAAAUAGUUGACCUCAAGCAUAAGGUUCAGCAAGCCACUAAUGAGAACAUGGGGCUCAUGGAUAACUGGAAGUCCAAGCUGGAUACGCUAGCGUCUGACCACCAGAAGUCUUUGGAGGACCUCAAAGCCACACUGAACACAGGGCCUGACACCCAGCACAAGGAGAUUGUGGAACUGAAAGCAGUGGUGGAGAGUAUAAAGAUGGAGCACCAGCUUGAAAUGGAGAACCUGAAAGCAAAGCAUGACAUUGAGAUGGCUGUUCAUGUUAAGGAGAAAGAGAGCCUGAAGCUGAAGUUGCAGGAGGCUGUGGAGGAAGUAGAAAAAAGCAACAGCAACUGGAGAAUGCAACUGGAAGCCAAAAACAAUCAGCACCUCCUGGAGCUCCAGGAUGUGAAGGACAAGUGUCGAGAUGCUGAGCUGAGGGUGCAUGAACUGGAGAAACUUCAUGGUGAAUAUAAAGAUCAGACACAAGCAAUAGCUUUCUUAAAAGAGCAGAUUUCUUUGGCUGAGAAGAAGAUGUUGGACUAUGAAACGCUGCAGAAAACAGAAGCCCAGAGCAAACAGGAGAUCCACAGAUUGCAGGAAAAAGUGCUUGUCUUAGAGAACAAACUGCAGUCCAUGGAGGCCCUGCAUCCUUCUCAGCAUGCAAAUAUGAUUGAAACUAAUGAUAUUUCAGAAGAAAAGAUAAAGAUGAAGCAGACUAUGGAAGAUCUCCAAGACAAGCUGAGUAAAAGAGACAAAGAGGUGUCAUCGCUGGUCUCCCAGACUGAAACUCUAAGGGCCCAAGUAAGUGCUUUGGAAAAUAAAUGCAAAAGUGCAGAGAAGAAGGCAGAGUCGGUGUUAAAGGAAAAGAAGAGGCUGGAGGGUGAACUGGAAGCCUUGACCAAGAAAACGCACGAUGCUUCUGGGCAGCUGGUCCUGAUUAGCCAGGAGCUGCUCAAGAAGGAGAGGAGUCUGAAUGAGCUGAGAGCGUUGUUGCUGGAGGCCAACCGGCACUCCCCAGGGCCAGAGCGGGACCUGAGCCGGGAGGUCCACAAAGCUGAGUGGCGCCUGAAGGAGCAGAAGCUCAAAGAUGACAUCAAAGGGCUGCGUGAGAAGCUGGUUGUGCUGGACAAGGAAAAAUCAGUAACAGAUCAGAGACGGUACUCCCUGAUUGACCCCUCAUCAGAGUCAGAGGUGAUCCGGCUGCAGCACCGGCUUGUCAGCACAGAGGAUGUCCUGCGCAACGCACUGGAGCAGGGCCAUCAGAUGGAGAAGCUCAUGGAAGCGAUGAGGCUUUCCUCAGAAAAGACACAGACUGUUGGAAAUUCUGGAUCUGCUAACGGGAUUCACCAGCAGGAUAAAUCCCACAAGCAAGAGGAGAAGCUCUGAUAGAGAAGAGGUGAAGAGGAUCAUUUCACGCCAGUAUCAGCUCCUGUGCGCAGGCAGGAAAAACAAUAUCACAUCUGGCUUUAGCAUUUCCUAAAGACUAGACACAGUGUUUUCACUUCAAAGCAGGACAAUGUUUAUAAUGUACUAACUGAUGUAAUCAGGACAAUCCUGGAAUCCAGUUUUCCAAGACAGCCAUUGCUCCAGGAGGAGGAGAAAGAUUUCUCUGGGAUUGGUUUCUUACCUGUAUUGAUUUUUGACUGGAAUUUGUAUUGCUUGAGCUGCCCUUUUCCCGUUAACUGACAUGAUCUGGAUGACAGCUGCCUUGUGUGGUGGCUGAAAUGUCAGUGAGUCCUAAUAACCCCACAGGAACUGCAAAGGGAUUUGCUUGUGGUGUUAAACUCCAAAGCAUGUGCCCAGGGGCUGCACAAUUUUCACAAGGUCUGCCCUUCCCCUUCUACCCACCCCAGUGUCUUGAACUGCACGAGCAAGUGAAGUCUGCUGGCCUUGACUGUUCAUGCUGGUACACGUAGGCUGUGGAAGACAGGGUUGUGGGGAAAUGUUUCCCUCUGUGCCAAUGUAGAAGAUGUCUCAGUUCUAGAACGUGGAGGCUUCACUUAGUACUUGUAUAAUAGCAUGUUGUGGUAUCUAAUCUGAUUUCAAGGCGAUAUUUAUUUCAUUUAUCUCACCCACUGCUGUUUGGGGAAGGAUCUGUGGUGGCUCUGAGUUCAGAGGGGCAAGUGUACCUUUGGCCUUUCUGCCUGCAGAGAAAUCGCUGAGCAGAUCUGCUGGUGUGCUGGGCUGUGGCCAGACUGCCCAGCCUGGUCUCCCUGACUCGCUGUGGUUGUAUUUAAUCUUUAUCCGAGUGUCAGACUCCAUGUAGACAGCCCAAUCCUAGGGUCACUAGCCUCGGAGCUCCAUGCUGCCCGUGGUCAGUGUAGGACACGUGCCGAGAGGAGAUGGCUCCCUCUCUGCCUGCUCAAUUUGACAACUCCUCUGGGAUUGCCUGGCUGUUCCCCAGAGCUAUCCUUGGCUGUUCAGUAUAGUGCACCUGCCCUACUGUCAGAGAUGGACAAGGCUAAUGUGCAGCUGUGAGCAUUCAUGCACCAAUGGUUUGUCCCCAUGACUGUGUGACAGUGAAAGACAGGCCUUGACCAGGACAGGAGCUCACUAGCUGUAGCCAGGCAGACAAGUGAGGCUGUCUAUGUUUGGGUACAAAAAUCCUCUACUUGACACACAUGCAAACUUUUGGAGCAGAAGGAAUCCAGGACUGGGGCCCAAAAGGCCCAUAGGUCCAGGCAGUGUGGUGCAGGCCUAGGCAAGCACCCCACUUUGCCCAUGGGACCUGUGGUGGGUGAGUGUGCAGCACAGCAGGUGUGUGCUGCUUUUUUUUCCUCAUGGCCCCUCAGUGGGUACCAGCUGGCCUUGCAAAGGAAGCACAUGGAUUAUUUGAUCUUAUUGCUUUUUCUGAAGGCUUUACUCUGCUCUCUGUCUUUGCACCACGGUUCGCCAGGGACAUUAGGUUGGAGUAAGGGGAGAAUAUGCUCUUAAAGGUGUGAGAAAGCAUCCUGUAAAAGAGUCCAGUUCACUGUUCGGUACCAUAGGGCAGAGCAGUAGCAAUGUUUAACCAAGCUUCUCCUAGUGCCACACUGCCCCAUCCUUCAGGAGCUCAUCUGCUAGAAUGGGACAUCUGUGAGAGAGGAGAAGGUAGACGAGGCUAUUGAGAGAGAUCUGAGCCAGACCACAGGCAGAUGAGUAUUACAACACAUCAGCUUCAUUGCUUUUUGCCCUGAUUUUUCUUUUCGUGAAGCUGAGUUACUUUUUCUUCGUGGGUUACCCGGCUCUCACUUCCUUGAUUGAUGGGCAGCCAGAAACAAACUUGGAAAAACUUGGUUGUCAUGGCUUUAAUUCUGCUAUGGGGAUGAUGUUGCUGAAUCUUUCUGGGCUGUCCCUGCUCCAAAAUAUUGGUCCCUGCUCACUUGAUGCAGGAUUGUCUCGUCUCAUCCUCCCUCAAUUCAAAGAGAUGAGAGAGGGAGGUGACUUGAGGGUAGCAAAGCAGGUCAGAAAGCAUAGCUUAAGUCUGGCUCGUUGCAGGGGGAGAAGGGGGUGGGGAAUCUAAUUGGCUGGAAAUAAUUCAGAUGGGACCCCAUCCUGCCUUGCAGAAGUGUUUAAUCAGCUCUUACUAAUCACCAGGAAGACUGACACCAAUCACUGGCUAGUGCUAGGACUUUCAAGGGAUCGUAGGAGUGGAGUCCAAAAGCCUCUGGCCAGUGAUGGAGGGAGCUGAAUACACUUAGGAAAAUCCCAGAGGGAGUGUUCAUUGUUCCAGCUGGAGUAUCUCAGCUGGGAGCUGCUGUUCUUAAGAAGUUACGGUUGAUGUUCCCCUAAGUGCUGCUGCUGGCCUGAAUGGUCUCAGAAGUCAGCGCUGCAGCUCCCACUGGCUUGAAGGGCAGCAGAGUCGGGAUAAAGCUGAGUGCUUCUUGCAGUGCUGCCUUUCUCCAAUUCCAAGGUUUCCCCAGGGUUUUCUAUGAGUGUAGGGUUCCCAGGGCACCCACUUCUGGUUGCCCCUCUGCAGGGCUGCCGGGGCCUUUCUAGGUGGUAAGAGACCAAACUAGGGAGAACUCUGGAAAGGGACAAGGAAGAGAUUCCCCAGCCCCUCUAUUUAUUUGUAGGUUUAAAGGCAGGACUAGGGCAGGAUUGGGGCAGGGUGGUGAGCUGCUCAGCAGCUGGUUUGACCCAGCAACCUGUGCUUCCCACUCCUUGGGAGAAGAAAAAUUGGCACAGCGACACUGACAUCAGCACUAGACUCACUAUUAGUUGCGUUACUUCAGUGGUCAGUGAUGAUUUUCUGCUGAUGACUGAGAAAUUAUUGGGUGAAUAAAUUCCCCAUGGUGAGAAGGAAAACUUCCUGUUCCAUUUUAGUGAUUUCUUCUCCUACUGGCUAAAGGGGGGGGGGGGAACCCCACGCAGUCUUGGAUGGUGAUUGCAGCUUUAUCCCUCCUGCAGCAUCCAGACACCUGGAGCAAGGGGCAGUACCAUGCUAAUGCCAUACUGAACCAUGGGUGCUACGUUGCUAGCCAAGGCUUUACAGCUACUGCCUACCCCCGGCCGCGGUCGGUUCCUCUGGCUUUCAGUAGAGAUGCAUGAGGGUUUCAUUAAAACAAAACGAUGCAACUGACACUGCAAAAGUCUUAAAAGAUUCCAAUACUCCGUUGUUCGGCAGCUUUAGCAGUUCAACACUAUCUUGUAGGGAAUUAUUAAUACACUAAGAUCCUAUAGGCCUCAUGUAAGUUCCCAGAAUAAAGAUGAUACUAGGUGUAUAAAUGGAUGAUAACCUUUUACCCGUACAGUAUGUAUUACAAUUUUGUAGCUUAGUCAUUUUUUGGCUAUCAGAUUUUGUUAGUAUGAUUAAAAAAAAAACACACACAAAAAAUGGUUUGACUGCUAAUGUCUAUUUUGUUAUUUGAUUGAUUUUAUUUCUUCUUCUGUACAAAAGCUGUACAAAUCUCACUCUGUGUAACUACUACAGAUAUGUAAUCAUGUACCAUCAACCCCUGUCCUGGCUUGCUGGUGUGGUGAGCUCAUUACUAAACAAUAAAAUCUGUGGCUAAAGUUGG
This is a messenger RNA of Struthio camelus australis, 6846 nucleotides long. The record is from RefSeq and is a predicted model, not a curated record. NCBI's taxonomy places the organism in Eukaryota, Metazoa, Chordata, Aves, Struthioniformes, Struthionidae.